Messenger RNA from Benincasa hispida (wax gourd), 2355 nucleotides. RefSeq names its product YELLOW STRIPE like 1 (gene YSL1). Gene Ontology annotation, biological process: response to iron ion; seed development. The record is from RefSeq and is a predicted model, not a curated record. Gene Ontology annotation, cellular component: plasma membrane. Gene Ontology annotation, molecular function: oligopeptide transmembrane transporter activity; iron-nicotianamine transmembrane transporter activity. NCBI's taxonomy places the organism in Eukaryota, Viridiplantae, Streptophyta, Magnoliopsida, Cucurbitales, Cucurbitaceae.
UUCCCCAUAACUCCAAUUUAAUUUCAACCAGCAUCUUAAUUUGCUUGAACUAUAAACAAUUGGUACUUUUGCAUAUAGUUCAUAGCAUUACAUUCUAGAUUCUACUAAAGCUUGGAAGCCUUUUUUAAGUUGAAGGAGAAUAUAGAACAAAAAAGUAGCCCUAGGUCUAGACCCCUCAAACAAUUGCCCAUAAUGGCUGUCAAUUGCUCUAAAAUGCUCCUCUUUAGUCCUUCCAUCUACACGUGAUGAAACAAGACAAAAGAAUCUAAAUUCAUAGCCUCUAAAUAUUUGAAAAGAGUACUAUAUAUAUAUAUAUAGACAUAUUUUUUCAUAAGAACUCUCACUUGCUCAUAAUAAUACACCAUGGCGGCUGAGAUUGCAAAGGAGUCGAUCGAGGCCAAUCAAACCACUGUUGAAGAUGGUGGAGAAUCGAGCAACAACCCACGAUGGAAGAAGCUUCAACCAUGGACGAAGCAAUUAACAUUCAGAGGAGUAACAGUGAGCAUUAUUAUUGGAAGCAUCUAUAGUGUCAUUGCCAUGAAACUAAACCUCACCACUGGACUUGUCCCAAAUCUCAAUGUCUCUGCCGCUCUUCUUGCGUUCGUCUUUGUCAGAACGUGGACUAAAACCCUCCAGAAAGCUGGCUUUGUAACUAAACCCUUCACUCGUCAAGAGAACACCAUGAUCCAAACAUGUGCUGUCGCCUGUUACAGUAUCGCGGUUGGAGGUGGUUUUGCUUCAUAUUUGUUGGGGAUGAAUAGAAAAACAUAUGAAUUAUCAGGAGUAAAUACAGAAGGAAAUUCUUCGUACAGUGUGAAAGAGCCAGGAUUGGGAUGGAUGAUUGGAUUUCUUUUUGUAGUUUGUUUUGUGGGUCUUUUUAUUUUGAUUCCUCUAAGAAAGGUUAUGAUAGUGGACCUGCAACUGACAUAUCCUAGUGGCAUGGCGACGGCAGUUCUCAUCAAUGGCUUUCACACUCAGGGUGAUGAGAUGGCAAAGAAGCAAGUAAAAGGGUUUAUGAAGUACUUUUCAUUUAGCUUCUUAUGGGGUUUCUUCAAGUGGUUCUUUAAAGGCAAAGAAAAGUGUGGUUUCUCUGAGUUCCCCACUUUUGGACUCAAAGCUUGGAAGCAAACAUUCUUCUUCGAUUUUGAUUCAACUUUUGUGGGAGCAGGGAUGAUUUGUUCCCACUUAGUGAACUUGUCUUUACUUCUAGGAGCCAUCCUAUCUUAUGGCCUAAUGUGGCCUCUUCUUGAUCGACUCAAAGGUCGUUGGUAUCCUGAUAGCUUGGAAGAAAGUAAUAUGAAGAGUUUAUAUGGAUACAAGGUCUUCUUAUCUGUUGCUCUCAUUCUAGGAGAUGGACUUUACAACUUCAUCAAAAUUCUUGGUUCAACAAUCUUAAAUGUACGCAAUAGAGUGAAGAAAGCAAAAGCAGGUUUAGAUGACAACGAGAAACCAGCUACAGACGAAAAGAAAGACGAAAUGUUCUUAAGAGAAAACAUCCCAUUAUGGGUGGGACUCAUCGGCUACACAACCUUGGCCACAAUUUCCACCAUUGUUAUCCCACAAAUGUUCCCUCAGCUCAAAUGGUACUUCGUCAUCACUGCUUAUAUACUCGCCCCCACCCUCGCCUUUUGCAACGCUUACGGUGCCGGCCUCACCGAUAUCAACAUGGCUUACAACUAUGGUAAGGUUGCCCUCUUUCUCCUCGCCGCCGUUAGUCCAAAACACGACGCCCUCAUUGCAGGCCUUGCUGGCUGCGGUCUCAUAAAGUCUGUUGUCUCCGUUGCAUGCAUUCUCAUGCAAGAUUUCAAAACAGCCCAUUUGACCUCCACCUCCCCUAGAGCCAUGUUUGUUAGCCAAAUGAUUGGCACGACAGUCGGGUGCGUCACGGCGCCGCUAAGCUUCUUCCUGUUUUACAAGGCAUUUGACAUAGGAAAUCCAGAGGGGGAGUUCAAGGCGCCAUAUGCUUUGAUAUAUCGGAACAUGGCGAUUCUAGGAGUCGAGGGGGUCUCGGCUUUGCCAGAGCAUUGCUUGCAGAUUUGUUAUGGGUUUUUCGGGUUUGCGAUCGGGGUGAAUUUAGUGAAGGAUUUUGGAGGCGGGAGGAUUGGGAAAUGGAUGCCGUUGCCGAUGGUGAUGGCGGUGCCGUUUCUUGUUGGUGGGUAUUUUGCCAUUGAUAUGUGUUUGGGGAGUUUGAUUGUGUUUAUUUGGGAUAUUAAUAAGGAGAAGGCGGAGAUGAUGUUGCCGGCGGUGGCUUCUGGCUUGAUUUGUGGGGAAGGCCUUUGGACUUUACCAGCCUCUGUUCUUGCUCUUGCAAAGAUCAAUCCUCCUAUUUGUAUGAAGUUUUUGUGCCUUUCGUAG